AUGGCGGCCAGCUCCACCGAUGCCUUCAGCGCGCCGCAGCAGCAGCUGGGCGCCAGCAUGCAGCUGUACUCCAACUACUCCCUGGUGUCCGUGACCACGGGCGGCGCCUUCUGGCCCGGGGAGGACUCUGCCUCGCCCCCCCGCCUCGGACCACAACACCUGGGAAGUGGACGAGGAGGAGGCCGUCAAGAGGCGCAUCUACGAACUCAAGGAGACAAUUCCACAACGGACGUUACCUUCUGGUGCGACACCUCCCCCGCGACGCCUCAGAGCAGACCCACCCUUCCAUCUCCCCUACAGGAGGUCCGCGAGCUUCUGUCAGGCUACCUGGUGCAUAGUGUGCAGCUGCAGCCCUCCAGCGGCUCAGCCAGGGUCCUCUUGGCGGAACCCGAAGUGCUGGAGACAUGGUCGAGGUCCCAGCAUACCCUGAGAGGUCACAAGGUCACCAUUUCGCCCUCUAACACUGAAGGACUCCUGUGUGUUGCCAGACUCCCACAGGACUUCAGUGAGGAGGAUUUUGCCAAUCUUGCAGCAUCCUUAGGACAAGUCACCUACUGCUUCCUGAUGCGAUCUGAAAAGACAGGAGAGAGCAAAGGUUACGGUUUUAUCGAAUACACCAACAAGGAGUUAGCGCUACAGGCCAAGGCUUUGCUAGACGGCCGGGAGGUGAGAGACUCUUUGCUGGUGUGUGACUGGCUGGACCCCUCCCACGUCACCUUCGCCUCGCUGCACUCUACCUGUCUCUAUGUGGACCACCUGCCGAGGAACUACAGAGACAUGGGGGAGUUUAGAAGGAUAUUUAGCAAGGUUACAAAUCCUCCGUAUUGCCAGAUCGCAAUGAAGAACGGCGCACUGCAGGACUGGGGGCUCGUGGAGUUCCUGGAGGCGGAGGACGCAGAGGAGACCGUGUACUGUCUCAACAACUACAAAAUUCGCGGCCACAGCAUUAGAGUGCAAUAUUGCGUGCCUGGUGUCAGAGCCAUCAAUAUUUACAUGAAAAUUCUCAAUGAUCCGGGUGGAAAGAAGCGGUCUGCAUUGUUGCCAGAACCUCCUGCCAACAAGGUUUUCUCUCAGCUGCAAAACUUGACGAAACACAACCCGGCCUUUGCCACCAGCCUUCAGAACAUCAUCCUGACACAAAUCCAGAACCUGACGGGGGGCGACCUGACGCGGGGCCUCCACCGCCUCAAGGACCCCCUCGAGGACCACGCCCCCCACCCACAGCCAGGCCACCCCCUCCUCCACCUCCCCCAACCUCAACGUCCCCAACUCCUACCCCCGUUGAUGCAAAUGCAGCAGCAGCAGCAGCAGCAGCAACAGGAGGCACAGCAGCAACAGACAAACAACCUGCUGGCGAGUCCUUAUGUUCUCAAUCUCCUGCAGACUUUAGUGCAGCAGGGAGAUCCUCACCAGCCCCCCACCCAGCCUCCAGCCUCCCUGCCCCCCAACCAGCCCCCACCUCAGCCCCCUGCAGCAGAUCUCAGGGGCAGCUUCACUGCCAAGCAGCACAGCCAGAACGGGAAUGCUGGGAAUGCCGCUGUUGCCCACCCCUGCCUCUGGAGGGAACUAUGGUGGUGGGUCGUGGGAGGAAGGAGGCGGCGGCGGCGGUGGUGGUGGUGGUGGCGGUGGUGGCAGUGGUGGUGGUGGUGGCAGCGAGGGGGAGGGUGGCCUGGCACCACUGCUGUCCGGCCUGCUGACCAGCCUGCCGGGGCUCUCAGGACAGAAGACAGUGAAGGAAGACCUGCAGGGGACCAUCUCCACCCUGCUGUCCAAUGCACACAGCCUGCAACAGCUGCUGGGCACCCUCACAGCCAACCAGCACCAGCAGCCCCCUCCCUCUGUCCCCCCUGUGAGCUUAGGCCACCCCCCCAUGGCUGUCUCCAUCCCUCCCCCUCAUGUGGCCACCUCUGCCCCCCUACAGCACCCAGCCAAUCCCCUCAUGUCCAUGCUGUUGACGGCCGCCACAGGCCCCCCAAGCCCUCCCUGCUGGGCGAUGGCCCCCUCCAUCCUGAUGCUUACCUCCACCCCCACCUGCCGCCCCCCACCCUGGAGCAGCCACCUCACUUGGCCCCGCCCCCACUGGAGCAGCCCCCGCCCCCUCCUAUCUCCUCUGCCCCGGCCUUCCUCUUUGCCUCCCCUGUGUCCUCCCGUGUGGGGCCCGCCUGGUCCCCUCCGCCCAUGCCUCCCCCACCCCCCGCCCUGCUGCAUCCCGCCCCGCUGCCCCACCCCGCCUCACUGCCACACUCCCGCUUCAUCAGCCCCGUGUACCUCACCCCGACCAAGACGAUGGGUCCCCCGCUGCACCCCAUGGGGCCGGCAGGGGGCUUCAUCACCCCAGUGGGGCAGAAGCGCAAGUCCAACCACAUCCUGCCCUCCCCCGAGCCAAGCCCCGAGAAUGGAUACGUGGGGCAGCACUCCCAGGGCCUCGGGGGGCAUUACGCGGACUCCUACCUCGUCAAGAAACACAGGAAGCACUGAGCUGCGGCGGAGUCCGGGGCAGCCCCGCGCGGCACCUUCUUCCAGCCCUGAGUUGGGUGCCAUGCGGGCUGGGGUGUUGACUGUCUAGCGGCGGCGGGGCGGGGUGAAGGAUGGGAAGGGGCAGCUGAGAUAGAGCUUGACGGUGCAGUGACUGGCGAUAUUAAAAGGUUCAGCUUAACACAAAAAUGAAGUGCCUUUCACAGCAUCAGUAGUCAAAUAAUUCUAGCAGCUUUGUAAGUUAUUUCGUGGAGACACCGAGUUUGCUUGAUGGAGGUUUUGUACGAAUAACUAUUUUCUUAGCUCAGCUGCGGUGGUGGUGGUGGUGGUGGUGGGUGGUGGUGGUAGGGUGGUGCGGGUGGUGGUGCCUGAAGUCAUAGCUGUCUUGUCUGACUGUCGCGGGCAUUACAGUCCCACGGGAUCCGAGGCGUUGGCCGGCGCGGCGAGGGGCGGCCGGCGGCGGUGGACCUGCCGGGCGGUUCUCUUGAAGCUCUGGUCUCCGAGGUAAAACUAAGACUUAUAUAUUGGACUGUAGGAGAACACAGCACUGGGAGGCGGCAGAGGCCCCCGUGAGGUCCUCUUGGGCACAGCAGGACCAGCACUCCUGUUCCCCUCAGUGCCCAAUGUUAUCAUGUAAACACAACUUUAGAUUUUAGCGUUGCAUCUUCUCUCUCUGUCCUCAUGCCAGAUUAUAAUUAUAUACUGUAUCAACAUAUCCUUUGCUGGAGUUACAGUGUUUGUACAUAGUGACGAAAGACACCCACACACAUACACACAUAUACAGACACACACACACACUCGGACACUUACACACACACACAGGUACACUGACACACACAAACCAAGACUACUAGGGGGAACACUUUUAAGGAUUGUGGUGUGUAGAAUGAGAAUUACUGGAUCAGAUCAAACAAGUUGGCUGGAGUUUGUGAGGGUUGUGUUCUGCCGGAGUCCUGUUGGCGUGCAUGAGAGUGUGAGAGAACAAGAGUAUGCCACAACUUGCAACAGAGAUGACGAGUGUGCAAAUGAAUGCAAAUGAAUGCUUGAAUGAGUGACUGAGUGAGUGAGUGAGGACCAGGCAGUGUAGCAAGUAAAAAAAAAAAAGGAUAAAAUGGAUGAAAAAAAAUAAAUAAUCCUAGGUGACACUACGCCAGCCGUGUGUGUGUGUGUGUAGAGGCACGGCAUGGCUGGCCUGCGGGGUACCGGGCAUUAGUAGGAUUAAAAGUAUGCUGUAAUUAAUGGUCUAGCUGUAUAUAAGUUCUUGCGUUUUGUUUCUUAACAGUAACUACAUACAGUACGUGCAUAUAUAUAUUUUGGAGAUGACUAGCCAGCCAAGUAAGUAGGUCUGAUGCGGACUUAGUUCAGAAUGAGUCGUUGGGAGAGGCGCCACACUCUCCCACGACGUGUGCCGUUGGUCUGGCCACGCCCCCAACACUGCUGCUGCGGGGGUGGGGUGCACCGAUGGGGCCGCAUUGGCCUCCGGUGCCUGGCAACUCCACUCCGACCUCUCAGUUUGGUUGUGAACUUGCUUCGUGUUGGGUGUGUGUGGCCGUAGCUCCUUCACUGACCUGUCGCCUUCCUUUCCACACCUCAGCGGCCCUGGCGGCGGCGGCACAUGGCAGCGGGCAUUACACACAGCAUGUGGUGGCCGUGGCUUCCCUGUGGCCUGCCCUGCUGCCUGCCUGCCUGCCGAGGGACCUCUCCACCUUACAUUGCCUUCCUCCAUCUGUGUUUUAUGUUGUUAAUUGUGUUCUAACCUCAUUAUAUUUUCAACUGAGGCCGGGACAGGCGGGAGGCCGGCUGUCCGUCAUGCGGCGCCGCCCUCGUGCCUCCCGCAGCCUGUGGUGCCGUGGCGGGGUGGGCGGGGCAGCGCGGCACACUGCCCCAGGUGCUGUGCCGCGCCCUGUGUUCUGCCAUCACACACGGCCACACUCUUGUCUCCCUGUCUCCUGUUAAUCUUAAGGCAAGCCACUACAUUCGGCAUCUUUACUACAAUAUAUAUGAGAUAUUA
Molecule: messenger RNA, 4486 nt
Organism: Scylla paramamosain (green mud crab)
Lineage: Eukaryota; Metazoa; Arthropoda; Malacostraca; Decapoda; Portunidae
Product: ribonucleoprotein PTB-binding 1-like
Exons: 8
Coding region: 1-2478 (825 amino acids)
Cellular component (GO): nucleus
Molecular function (GO): mRNA binding
Source: RefSeq, a predicted model, not a curated record